Messenger RNA from Gadus macrocephalus (Pacific cod), 912 nucleotides. It is a transcript of the gene tmem18, whose product is annotated as transmembrane protein 18. The transcript is spliced from 5 exons. Gene Ontology annotation, cellular component: nuclear membrane. The record is from RefSeq and is a predicted model, not a curated record. NCBI's taxonomy places the organism in Eukaryota, Metazoa, Chordata, Actinopteri, Gadiformes, Gadidae. Bases 95 to 553 code for a protein of 152 amino acids.
UCGGGUGACGUCAUCCUGUGCGCCCGUAUAGUUUUUAUUUCCGCACUCUUGUUUACCCCAGGCAUAAACCACAAGCAAUUGUUACUUUAUAAAAAUGACACACCAGAAAGUACACAAUGCCAGCUCAAUUCCUAUAGAUGGUUUCAGUAAUGUGAGGAUAACGUCGAUAUGGACAUUCCUUAUGUCGGUCCAGUGGUCGGAGCCGUGGCUGAUCGGGCUGCUGACCUUCCAUACGAUCUGUCUCGGAUCGACUCUGUUAACGUGUCGGUUCUACCGAGUGCAGAUCUGUCAGUUCCUGCUUAUGGUUGCAAUGGUUUAUAGCGCUGAAUAUCUGAACGAGUUAGCAGCCAAUUACUGGAGGUCAUUUUCAAACUUCCAGUACUUCGACUCCACGGGCAUGUUCAUAUCCCUGGUGUAUUCAAUCCCCCUCUUGUUUAACACCAUCAUUAUUGUGAUCGUGUGGGUGUACCGGACAUUCUACACCAUGACUGAACUGAAGACCCUGCAGCUCAAGAGAAGAGCCCUCAGAGAAGGAAGGAAGAAGAUAGAGUGAAUCCCAGUUGCUACGGAGAUGUUACUUGAAGACUGUCUCUGGCCCGGGUCCGGGACGGGGAGAUGGGAGAGACACAUUCCACAAAGCAGUUGGACCCAAAGCCUCUGUUUAAAAAGCUAAAGGACCAUAUUCAGCUUAUUUUGGUGUUGUUCCGGAACUGUAAUUGACUUGACUACAAAGUCAACAAAGGACAAGGGUUGGGCAAGAGGGUUUAAUGUUUAUUUUAUUUAGGAUUAUUUCAUUAGUUGGAUGGCUUCAUCCUAUAAAAGGAUUACUUAAGAAAAGGACUUUGCUUUAUUAUUUAUUUUAUUCAUGUAUUUCUUUUAAACCAUUAUAAUAAAGCAUAUUGGUAAAUAUUA